Molecule: messenger RNA, 5947 nt
Organism: Halichondria panicea
Lineage: Eukaryota; Metazoa; Porifera; Demospongiae; Suberitida; Halichondriidae
Exons: 21
Coding region: 212-5863 (1883 amino acids)
Molecular function (GO): protein binding
Source: RefSeq, a predicted model, not a curated record
AAAUACACCAGAGCUUCCUUGAAUCUUCUUGUAUGGAACUACUUGCACCACUUGUACAUGUACACAUACUAGAACUCAGCUAGCUAGCUAGCUCUUUGAUCUAUUGUAUGGAGACCACGCCCCUUCUACUGUGGGUGGCAGUAGAAAGGCGUGGUCUUGAUCUCGUGAGGGCAAACAAACAACAAAUGGGCGUACCUGCUACCUGAUAAUAAUGGCCGACAUACUCAGUGCUGCCAGGGCUGGUGACUUGAGUGCUUUGCGAGAUGCUAUCAAGAGGGGAGAGGAUGUCAACAGUGUGAAGGAUGGGUGGACUCCACUCAUGUCGGCAGCCAGGGGAGGGCACACUGACUGUGUUAUACAGCUACUCUCCUCAGGAGCAGUGGUGGACCUGGCUAACAAGACUGGGUGGACUCCACUCAUGAAGGCAGCCAGGGGAGGGCACACUGACUGUGUUAUACAGCUGCUCUCCUCAGGAGCAGUGGUGGACCUGGCUGACGAGACUGGGUUGACUCCACUCAUGGUGGCAGCCAGGGGAGGGCACACUGACUGUGUUAUACAGCUACUCUCCUCAGGAGCAGUGGUGGACCUGGCUAAAAAGUAUGGGCGGACUCCACUCUAUUGGGCAGCCAGGGGAGGUCACACUGACAUUGUUAGACAGCUGCUCUCCUCAGGAGCAGUGGUGGACCUGGCUGACAAGGAUGGGUGGACUCCACUCAUGAGGGCAGCCAGUAGAGGGCACACUGACUGUGUUAUACAGCUGCUCUCCUCAGGAGCAGUGGUGGACCUGGCUCACAAGGAUGGGCAGACUCCACUCUUUUGGGCAGCCUAUAAUGGUCACACAGACUGUGUUAGACAGCUGCUCUCCUCAGGAGCAGUGGUGGACCUGGCUGACAAGGAUGGGGAUACUCCACUCAAUUCGGCAGCCAGGAGAGGUCACACUGACUGUGUUAUACAGCUGCUCUCCUCAGGAGCAGUGGUGGACCUGGCUCACAAGGAUGGGCAGACUCCACUCUUUUGGGCAGCCUAUAAUGGUCACACAGACUGUGUUAGACAGCUGCUCUCCUCAGGAGCAGUGGUGGACCUGGCUGACAAGGAUGGGGAUACUCCACUCUAUUGGGCAGCCAGGAGAGGUCACACAGACAGUGUUAGAGAGCUGCUCUCCUCAGGAGCCGUGGUGGACCUGGCUAACAAGAAUGGGAGUACUCCACUCAUGUGGGCAGCCAGGGGAGGUCACACUGAUAGUGUUAGACAGCUGCUCUCCUCAGGAGCCGUGGUGGACCUGGCUGACAAUGAUGGGGACACUCCGCUCAUGGAGGCAGCCCGCAGUGGACGGAAAGAUACAGUAAUACAGCUUCUCUCAGCAGGGGCUUCCCCUCUCUCCACUAAUAAUGAUGGAGAGACUCCUCUGACGAUGGCCAAGAAAUCACCUGACUCUACCCCUUCAGUAAUAAAGCUGCUGGAGGAAGCUACUGAAUCACAUGACCAUGAUACAGUCAGAGAAGAGGUGUCUUCUAAAUUAGGACCAUCCGCUAAACGAGUCACUCUUCAAGAACUAGUAGAGCAAUACAAUCUGACUGACGAGCAACUCAACAGUGAAAUAGAUGACCCUGAUACUCCCAAAUUGGCCUUAUUUUUUGAUGAUGUGGAACUUUAUUCGAGUGCAAUGGGGCUAGCUAUUGCUGAACAAGCCGAUGUGAACCAAUCACGUGGAACUCAAGCAGCCAUGAUGAAGUGCUUGCAAAUCUGGAAACAACAUAAUCCUUCACAAGCAACUUACAGAGCUCUACUGGAUAUCGCACUGAGAUUGGGGAAAGGAGACACAGCUCAUCAAAUCUGCCAGCAACUGACCCAACUCAAUAUUCAAAACCGAACCUACUUAAAAAAACUGGAUGAGCUGAUGGCCGACACAAGUGGCACUAUAGAGCUACAUUAUCUCAAGACGCACUUUAUUGGUCCCUCGGGUCUUGGCAAAACGACCACUCGACAGCGGCUUGUUGGAUCCAUCACUAACCUGUCUUUGCUGCCUGAAGAUCAAAGGAAACGUUGCAGUACAUUACUAGCCGAGUGUGAACAAGUAUUGGCCUUUGUGGACAAAUCUGGAACAAAGCUUGAAUUCAAAGCAUCUUCAAGUCUAGAGGAAGAAACACAGUUUAUCUUCUCUUACCUUAUGUCCUGUGAACCUAUUGAAGACAGCACUGUCAGCAAUACUAGUACACCUAAGGAACAGCCCAAAAAAGAAACCACUAACCCAAAGAAGCAAACUCAACUCAAGAUCGAUGAAGCUGCUACUGUACCCAAAGAAACGGUAUCACCAACACCAGAACCACCGGAAAAGGUCGUGAAAGUGACCACUGUAGAUGUUGGAAAGGUUGUCUCGAGACUCCGGAGUAUUGUGGGUUCAGGAGAGUACACUAAAGAGCUGCUGAACAAAGUCCUACUCAAUCUAGUCGAUAUAGGUGGGCAGCCUGGAUUCGUGGAGAUGUUUCCUUUUCUAAGCAAAGGCGCAGGGAUUUUCCUAGUAUUCUUUCGACUGGACAAAGACCUCGAUGACAUGUGUCAAGUCUCCUACGAACGAGGAAAGGACAAGAUCACACCGUACGAUUCAACGUACACAAGCAGAGAAACGGUCUCUCAAAUCCUGUCAGCUAUCAGCCACCAUACCAAGAUUGACUCGGACAUUGACAGAGAGCAGUGUAGUAAACUGGGCAAUCUAGGCUCUGCUAAGCCUGUUGCUACCCUCAUAGGUACUUUCAAGGAUGAACUGGCAAUGCAAAUCAAAGUCGAUCUCCUGUACGAGAAAUGUUGUGCCUCCACAAAAGCUGUCAGCAAAAGCGAUAGUACCACUGCCAGCAAGAGCGAUAGUACCACUGCCAGCAAGACCACUACCAGCAAGACCACUGCCAGCAAGAGCGAUAGUACCACUGCCAGCAAGAGCGAUAGUACCACUGCCAGCAAAAGCGAUAGUACUACAGCCAGCAAGAGCCAUAGUACCACUGCCGACAAGAGCGAUAGUACCACUACCAGCAAGAGCGAUAGUACCACUGCCAGCAAGAGCCAUAGUACCACUGCCGACAAGAGCGAUAGUACCACUUCCAGCAAGAGCGAUAGUACCACUUCCAGCAAGAGCGAUAGUACCACUGCCAGCAAGACCACUACCAGCAAGAGCGAUAGCACCACUGCCAGCAAGACCACUGCCAGCAAGAGCGAUAGCACCACUGCCAGCAAUACCACUACCAGCAAGAGCGAUAGUACCACUGCCAGCAAGAGUGAUAGUACCACUGCCAGCAAGACCACUGCCAGCAAGAGCGAAAGCACCACUGCCGACAAGAGGGAUGGCACCACUGCCGACAAGAGCGAUGGUACCACUGCCAGCAAGAGCUAUGGCACCACUGCCAGCAAGAGCGAUAGUACCACUGACAGCGAGAGCGAUGGCACCACUGCCAGCAAGAGCUAUGGCACCACUGCCAGCAAGAGCGAUGGCACCACUGCCAGCAAGAGCGAUGGCACCACCGGCAACAAGAGCGAUGGCAACACUGCCAGCAAGAGCAAUGGCACCACUUCCAGCAAGAGCGAUAGUACCACUGCCGACAAGAGCCUAAAUGAACACGAACAAAAGAAAGCAAUUCGGAAUAUUUUGACUCAACUGAAGAGUGAUGAGCCUGCUAACGUCAGUGCAGAAGACAUGGCUGCCAUUGAGCAAACAGUCAGCCAACACCUCAACUCAGACACUUUCAAGAAAGAUGUCCAAGACCGCUUAGAGCAAAAGUUGACAGAGAAAAACGAAGCUGUGAGCAAGAUUACCAGCAAGUUUGAGAAAUUACUUUCACACCCAAAAGACAAGAAGUUCAUAGCAGUCGACAACUAUGAAGGCACUGAUUCUGAUAUGGAACCUCUUCGUGAACAUCUUCAUGGCAUAUUCAGUAGCUAUUUCAAAGAUGCCAAGCUUCGAAUUCGCCCACAACAGCUUUUGUUGGGAGUUGUACUGAGAAAAGAGUAUGACAUUGUGUCUAUGGAAGAAUGCAUUCGUAUCGGUACCGAGGGGUUAAAGAUGAGUGAGGAGGAAGUUCGAUUCACCGUUUGGUACCUUGAUCGAUUUGUCGGAGCUUUGAUAUAUCAUCCAGAGAUCAAGGAUAAAGAUGGUUGGUUUGGAAACUUUGUCAUUUGCAACCCCCAAGUGGUAUUCAACAGCCUCAGUGUUCUCGUUGUCAAUCCGCUGCUGGAGCUCCAUUCUGAAGAGGGCAAUAUUCAGUUUAACGAUAAUGAGAGAAAAAAUUGGAUACUCAAGGGUCAAUUCUUACUGAAAACAAUCACUCGAUGCCAUUCGGAGGAAAACCAGGGGGUGAAGAAAGACCAGUUGAUUCCUGUUGAGAAGCUGCUCAUACUGCUCGAGCAUUCCCACCUUUUGGCCAAAAUCACAACAGUGGAGGAAGACCAUACCACAGAAGAAGUUGAAACGACAUAUUUCAUCCCCGCUAUUCUCAAGUGUGCAUCUCGCGAGGAACUAACGAAACCACCCCCCACUGGCAUUGAUACACCCUCUCCAAUCAAGAUCACAUUCAAACCCCAAUACGUUCCCAUUGGAGUAUUUUGUGCCAUGAUCAGUGAAUUGGUCUCAAGGGGGAGUACUGGAAUUCUGGGCAUGACUUGGAAACUUGCCACUGAUACCUCAGUAAAGAGAAACCUCGUCUCCUUUCACAUUGACGAAUCUGCCAAGCAUUUUGUUACCCUUAUCGCUAACGUCGAUUGCUAUGAGAUACGGAUUAUUCGACAGGACAGGGACCAUACGAUGCACGAGCUUUGUUCCUACGUCCUCUCAACCCUCCUGUUGGUGAUGAAGGACAUCAGUCCACUACUCACUCCAAUCAUUGCCUUCGACUGCUACUGUGGCAAACAUGAAGAUGGUUCCAAGCUUUGUCUCCUCACACCUGGAGCUGAUCCCUGCUUUAAAUGCACCAGCAAAGUCUCUCUGAGUCCUCACCAAGAAUGCUGGUUCGCAGAAGAAGUCAGUCUGAGAGAGGAUGUUACUCUCAAGGCUCUGCCCUUUGCCUCUAGGCGAGAGUUGAGGGACAAGAGCCUCUCCUUCGAGUGGAGCAAAAGAAGUCCUGAAAUUGAUGGUGAUGAACACAAGUUGGAAUUCAAGGCUUCGUCACAUGGUCACUUCAAGGGCUUUAUCAGUUGUGAGAUCUCCAAGAACCAGAAGCAUUUCUUCACCGUGUACCACUGCCUCAAAGAGAGUGUUGAGAACACCUCCAGCUCUGAAACUGAUCAGCUGUUUGCAGAUGUGAAGGAAGUGAUCAAAGAGAUACGCUCUGACUGGUACAGCCUGGCUAUAGAACUGGACAUUGACUAUGCAACUAGGAAGAGUCUUGAGAAGGACUAUCGCUGGGUUGAGCCGUGCUUUGAGGCCAUGCUGACACACUGGGUGAAGCGCUCCUCUCCUCCCCCCUCCUGGUCUGCCCUUGUUAGAGCACUAGAGUCUCCCGCCAUUGCUCGUGGAGACAUUGCAACAACCAUUAAGACAAAAGCUACCAGCGACAUCUCUCCUGAUAUUUGUCAUCUCACUCACGGUAACGCUGGCUACAGUGUGCUGGUGAGCUUCAGUGAGAAGAUAGUCCAGUCACUCUCUCAUGAGCCCAAAGCCCUAGCUGUUAGUUUCCUGUCAGUCGGACUCAUCACUGAGCGUGUGUUGCGAGAGACUAACGAGCUGAACGAGAUCAAAGCUGACAAAGCCACUAGACUGUACACUGCCCUGCUGGGUGUAGUCAAACACCACCCCCACAAGUACCACGAGUUUGUCUCCACUCUCAGACUCAACCCACUACACACUGACUUGGUCACACUAUUAGAUAGCAAGUACAAGUAGUUUGUCCACACGUAUAUACGCAUAAUUAUUUUUUGUGUACAUUCUUUUUGUUUAUCCUUGAUUUAAUUUUGUCUGAGUCUUGAA